CUUCGAAGACAAGACUCAUCACGAGGUCGUUAGUGGCCUCAGCAAAGUAUCAGCCACCGCCGGUUUCCUACCAGUGCACCAUUUUGGAAGGAAGAAAUGGCGCAUGCGGUGUAUCAUUAAGCAAUCAAACAUGCUGUUAUAAACAUGGGACGAUGCUGAGUUAAGGGUAGGGUGUCAACCUCAAUAUCACCUUUUGGGCUGCUGACCCUGGUAAGAACGAGGCUUUUUUCACGGUUCGGCUCGUGAUGCCAGUCCCGAUCCAGCAGAACCAGGCAGAUCUGAAGAAACAUAGAGAAGAUGGUGUGUAACUCAGAAUAUUUCGCUACACAUUCGUACCCAUCACGGAGGGCUCGAGAUGGUAGAUCUCGUGGGCUUCGCCUCAGUCCAAACCUCAAAGGGACGCUUGAUUUAAAUUUCAGUGGACCGCCCUUGUUCCUUGCAUGCCAACAAGCGGCAUUCCAAGGUUCUUCUUUCCUUUUCAGCCGUUUAGAGCUCAGCUCCGUGUGCUACUUCUUUGAGCUGGGCCGCACGAGAGCUUCUAGGUCCAAGACUUUAAUGUCCUAUAUUUCCUGAGGUAUCACCCGCUGUUCUUAUAUGACCUAUCGACAAACACCUCGCCGCGUAUCUUGAAGAGUCUUCAAAGCCUCAAAUCAACAAGAGAAUAUAAGAGAAUGUUCUUCUGCCCCACCAUCGACGACCUGCAGGCCACUUCCCCGCGAACGCAUUAGCACACUGUCAACCCCACCAUCACUGUCGCAAUGACGUCCUGGGCAGCACCGCGCUGGGGUAACCAAUACGCGGGGCAAGCCGCAACGGCUUCGAUGCCGACCAUGGGAACGACUGGCCCUAAGAUGUCGCGAAUGUCAGGUACGUGAACCGUUUUCCAUGCCCGCUUCUGAUCACACUCCGGGAAUCAUCUGCGGAUCGGGUUCUAUUCUGGGCGCAGUACAUGGAAUCCUUCCUUCGCUGGACCAGAGGGCAGCGAGCCAGAAGCCAAGGGGAGAAACAUGGGAUCCCAGUAAUCACCAUCCAUCGCCAAGGAGGGGCGCGCCUUCGAUGCAACAGAGCAGCUCACCAACACAACCGCUCGACUGCGAGGAGACGGCGGAAGCGCGGCAGCAGCACAGUGUACCAGAUUAACAGAAAAGGAUCACAAAAUCCCCAAGCCUGGGACCUUGUUGCUCCGAGUUUCAUGACAGGUUCUGUCGACCUAUCCGCUGCUUGCCUCUUUGCUUCGCUGCCCACUCCUGGAGGGAAGAGGAACAGCCAACAAUUGCCGCCCCUCAUCUAUGAACACGGGCAACGAUUGACGACUGGGAGGACACACACACACACGGCCACGGCACCUCGCUUUUCUCCAACUCCCGUCGCAUUUUAUCUGGCUGCUUGAACCGCUAUACCAGCUCCUUAGUUUUGACCGUCGCUGUCCUACCCUCUGGCCAGCAAAUAUCGUCGCCUUGUAACCUGUUUCUUGGCGCCCCUCCUUUGCAUCGCCAGGCCCUAAAUCCCCGCCAUCGCUGGAACCCAGCACCUGCACAGACGGAUUCCGAAGCGGGAAGAAGAACAACGCCGAGUUGGGCUGGAUUGCUGUUUGCUGACUGCUUGGUUGGCUAAUUCAUGCAGGCUCGGGUCAGCCGUCAGGCGACAAGUCUCGAGUCGAGAUGCCACAGUUCACUGCGACUUUCGUCCCAGGCGGGUACGAUGAUUACUACAUGCCGCCAGAGGUCGUUGCGCCUGCCCCUCAACGGGUAAUGCCUGAGGUGCCCCAGAACAUGCAAAACGACAUUCAACGCAUGGAAUUAGAAGCUCGCGAAUCCCGAAGAGAAAGCAACUCGACAUUACUCAACCCCCGUGGCGGCGACGCAAAGGCUUUCAAACCCUUCCAGACCAGCGCCGCCGGCUCCACCACAAUGGACGUCCCAUCAUUCUCCCCUUUUCCCAAGGUCAAGGGCGAGAACAUCCCGCCCAGCGACGAAGAGAAGGAGGGCAUUCUGUGGCAGGCGCGCAACCUCGUCCUCCACUCCAACAAUGUGUCGAUGCAGGUCACCUGGGCCCGCGACACCCUCAUCUGGGUCGAGGUCGCCCAGGAGGCCGCGCAGAGGGAAUGGAAGCGGGAAGGAAAGGGGAAGGAGAGGCCCGCGACACCAAAGACGGAACACGACCUGCGAAUAGACGCCGUCAGCAUCAUCGACUACCUCGCCCAGCAGGACCACCCCGAGGCAAACUUUAUGAAAGGAAAAUGGCUCGAGUUUGGCAAGUUCGGAUUCCGAGAGAACAAGCGGGAGGCGUAUUCGCUGUACAAGAAGGCGGCCGAAAAUGGGUACGGUAGGGCCGAAUACCGCAUGGGCAUGCUGUACGAAAACUCGAAUGAUAUCGCAAACGCCAUCAAGCAUUACACCCUCGGCGUCAAGCUCAAGGAUUCGGCCUCCAACUACCGCCUCGGCAUGAUGCACCUGAUGGGACAGCACGGCCAUCAAAAGGACUAUUUGCAGGGGUUGGAAAUGAUUCAGCAUGCAGCCGACACGGCCGACGAAGACGCCCCUCAGGGUGCAUAUGUGUACGGCAUGCUGAUCGCUCGGGAACUGCCCGACAUCACCCUUCCCGAGAGCAUCCUGCCGUGCGACCUGACGGUAGCUCGACAGUACAUCGAAAAGGCGGCCUAUCUCAGCUUUGCCAAGGCUCAACUGAAGAUGGGACAGGCAUAUGAGUUGAGCCAGCUUGGCUGUGACUUCAACCCUGCCUACUCGCUUCACUAUUAUGGUCUCGCUGCCCGCCAAGGCCAGCCAGAAGCCGCCCUCGGUGUCAGUCGCUGGUUCCUCUUUGGUUACGAAGGCGCCUUUGCCAAGAACGAGCAGCUGGCUUUCAAGUAUGCACAGGAAGCGGCUGUCUCUGGACUGGCAACGGGCGAGUUCGCCAUGGGUUACUACCACGAAAUCGGCAUCCACGUUCCCAAGGACGUUAGAGAAGCCAGGAAGUGGUACGAGCUCGCAGCCGAGCAUGGCAACAAGGACGCCAAGGACAGACUCGAGUCACUGAGCCAGUCUAAGACACUGACCAAGGCUGACCACGAAACAACAACACUCACUCGAAUCAAGUCCCAGCAUGGCUCUCAGCGCGGCAAACGGCCAGACAGAUUUGCAAGACAGAACGAGGUCUUGCCUACACUUGGGGAGACGGUGACACCCCCGCCUGGUGCGGCCCAUUUUCUUUACUCUAAUUCUAAUGCUUUUGCUCUCCGCAACUAUCACCAGCAGCCACUAACAGGAAUACCAGACCGGGUCAACUUCCCAGACCCUACCCCUCGACCUCCUGCUUUUGGGGUAAAUGUAGACCCGAACAACCUUGCGCUGCGCCCCAAGAGUGCAGCGCCGUAUCCCCUCGAAGACAACCCGCCACCGCUGAAUGCGAGGCCAAAGUCAGCGGCGCCCUAUCCCGAGGAUGAUAUGCGUGGUCCUCAUUUGAACCCGGCAGCUGGUCGUCUCCCUGUUGGACCGCAUGCGGACCGUCCCGGAUCUGCUUUCGGUAUCCGUCCUUUAUCGCCAAACGGCAUGCACAGUGCUCCUCCUGAUCGCAGUCGUCCCAUGUCUGGACAACCUCCUCACGGCGGCUGGGGUCCCCAAGGUGCUCCCGGUAACUAUAGACGCCCUAGUCCGGGUCCUAGUGCACAAUAUCCACCUCAGCAGCAAAACGGACGGUAUGGGCCUCCGGGGCCUAGCAUUCCUUCCGCUGGGAUGCCACCUAUCGGCGAUCCGACGAGGCAACGGCUCCAGAAGCCGAACCCGAAUGCUCCACCUCCCCUCGCUCAAGGACCUCCUCCGAGUCAGUAUCCCCCUGCAGGUGGCAAGUACCCACCCCAGGGCAAUCCCGGACUGCAGCCGGGGCGAGACUAUGGUCCGCCUGGUGGUGGGCGCCCCAACCAACGCCCUGUCAGUGACGCUUACGGACCUCAAGGCGGGUACGAUCGUUAUGGUGCUGGACCCCCAGCUGCUGCUGCUGGGAGGGUGCCAUUGCCAAACCCGAAUCUGCGACCAGACGCGCACAGAGUGGAGAGCAUGCCUGCAAGCGGGAGACCAGUUCCCAAUAACGGUAGGCCGGUGUCAUCGCAUGCUCAUGACGGCGGGCGUGUUAGUGCGCCCCCUGGUAGUGCAGCGGCGGCCAGACCAAGUCCGGGGCCGGGAACUCCGGGUUCGAUUGCUUCUGGACCGAGACCUGCCGCCGGGAGACCACCUGUUAAGACCGAUCAUCCCGAUGGAAAGACGAUGGGUCAGGGGCCCGCGACAUUUGAGGAGAUGGGCAUUCCGCAGGGGAAGAAUGAUGGUGACUGUGUUGUGAUGUAA
Podospora pseudopauciseta is the source of this 4337-nucleotide messenger RNA. RefSeq lists its product as uncharacterized. The coding region runs from base 1662 to 4337 and encodes 891 amino acids. The transcript is spliced from 5 exons. NCBI's taxonomy places the organism in Eukaryota, Fungi, Ascomycota, Sordariomycetes, Sordariales, Podosporaceae. Gene Ontology annotation, molecular function: protein binding. The record is from RefSeq and is a predicted model, not a curated record.